CCGGGCGCGGGCGCGGCGCCCCUUCCCCCGGGACGCUCCAGCGGACAUGGGUGGGGCCCUGGGACCGGCUCUCCUGCUUACCUGGCUCCUCGGUGCCUGGGCAGGCCCGGGGCCCGGUGAGCAGGCGGUGACCGUGGCGGUGGUGUUUGGCAGCUCAGGGCCUCCACAGGCCCAGGCUCGAGUUCGCCUCACCCCGCAGAGCUUCCUGGACUUGCCCCUGGAGGUCCAGCCGCUCACCGUGGGGGUGAACAACACCAACCCCAGCAGCCUCCUCACCCAGAUCUGCGGGCUCCUGGGCGCGGCCCGCGUCCACGGCAUCGUCUUUGAAGACAACGUGGGCACGGAGGCGGUGGCCCAGCUCCUGGACUUCAUCUCUUCCCAGACUCACGCGCCCAUCCUCAGCAUCAGCGGGGGCUCCACGGUGGUCCUCACUCCCAAGGAGCCGGGCUCCGCCUUCCUGCAGCUGGGCGUGUCCCUGGAGCAGCAGCUGCAGGUGCUCUUCAAGGUGCUCGAGGAGUACGACUGGAGCGCCUUCGCCGUCAUCACCAGCCUGCACCCGGGCCACGCGCUCUUCCUGGAGGGAGUCCGCGCCGCGGCCGACGCCAGCUACCUGAGCUGGCGGCUGCUGGACGUGCUCACGCUGGAGCUGGGCCCCGGCGGGACGCGCGCGCGCACGCAGCGCCUGCUGCGCCAGGUGGACGCGCCCGUGCUCGUGGCCUACUGCUCCCGCGAGGAGGCCGAGGUGCUCUUCGCCGAGGCGGCCCAGGCGGGCCUGGUGGGGCCCGGCCACGUGUGGCUCGUGCCCAACCUGGCCCUGGGCAGCACCGACGCGCCCCCCACCACCUUCCCCGUGGGCCUCAUCAGCGUGGUCACCGAGAGCUGGCGUCUCAGCCUGCGACAGAAGGUUCGCGAUGGUGUGGCCAUCUUGGCGCUGGGCGCCCAUGGCUACCGGAGACAGCAUGGCGUCCUGCCUGCUCCGGCUGGCGACUGCCGCAGCCAUCCCGGGCCCGUCAGCCCAGCCCGGGAGGCCUUCUACAGGCACCUACUGAAUGUCACUUGGGAGGGCCGAGACUUCUCCUUUAGCCCUGGUGGGUACCUGGUCCAGCCCACCAUGGUGGUGAUCACCCUCAAUCGGCACCGCCUCUGGGAGAUGGUGGGGCGCUGGGAUCAUGGCGUCCUCUAUAUGAAGUACCCAGUGUGGCCUCGCUACAGCGCCUCCCUGCAGCCCGUGGUGGACAGCCGGCACCUGACGGUCGCCACGCUGGAAGAGCGGCCCUUCGUCAUCGUGGAGAGCCCCGACCCCGGCACGGGGGGCUGUGUGCCCAACACCGUGCCCUGCCGCAGGCAGAGCAACCGCACUUUCAGCAGCGGGGACCUGACCCCCUACACCAAGCUCUGUUGUAAGGGCUUCUGCAUCGACAUCCUCAAGAAGCUGGCCAAGGUCGUCAAGUUCUCCUACGACCUCUACCUGGUGACCAACGGCAAGCACGGCAAGAGGGUGCGAGGCGUGUGGAACGGCAUGAUCGGGGAGGUGUACUACAAGCGGGCAGACAUGGCCAUCGGCUCCCUCACCAUCAACGAGGAGCGCUCGGAGAUUGUGGACUUCUCCGUGCCUUUUGUGGAGACGGGCAUCAGCGUGAUGGUGGCCCGCAGCAACGGCACCGUCUCCCCCUCGGCCUUCCUGGAGCCCUACAGCCCCGCGGUGUGGGUGAUGAUGUUCGUCAUGUGCCUCACCGUGGUGGCCAUCACGGUCUUCAUGUUUGAGUACUUCAGCCCUGUCAGCUACAACCAGAACCUCACCAAGGGCAAGAAGCCUGGGGGUCCGUCCUUCACCAUCGGCAAGUCCGUGUGGCUGCUGUGGGCGCUCGUCUUCAACAACUCGGUGCCCAUUGAGAAUCCACGAGGCACCACCAGCAAGAUUAUGGUCCUGGUCUGGGCCUUCUUCGCCGUCAUCUUCCUGGCCAGCUACACGGCCAACCUGGCCGCCUUCAUGAUCCAGGAGCAGUACAUCGACACGGUGUCGGGCCUCAGUGACAAGAAGUUUCAGCGGCCUCAGGAUCAGUACCCGCCCUUCCGCUUUGGCACGGUGCCCAAUGGCAGCACAGAGAGGAACAUCCGCAGCAACUACCGUGACAUGCACGUCCACAUGGUCAAGUUCAACCAGCGCUCGGUGGAGGACGCGCUCACCAGCCUCAAGAUGGGGAAGCUGGACGCCUUCAUCUAUGACGCUGCUGUCCUCAACUACAUGGCGGGCAAGGAUGAAGGCUGCAAGUUGGUCACCAUUGGGUCUGGCAAGGUCUUUGCCACCACCGGCUACGGCAUCGCCAUGCAGAAGGACUCUCACUGGAAGCGGGCCAUAGACCUGGCCCUCCUGCAGUUCCUAGGGGACGGAGAAACACAGAAACUGGAGACGGUGUGGCUCUCGGGCAUCUGCCAGAAUGAGAAGAACGAGGUGAUGAGCAGCAAGCUGGACAUCGACAACAUGGCGGGCGUCUUCUACAUGCUGCUGGUGGCCAUGGGGCUGGCCCUGCUGGUCUUCGCCUGGGAGCACCUGGUGUAUUGGAAGCUGCGGCACUCGGUGCCCAGCAGCUCCCAGCUGGACUUCCUGCUGGCGUUCAGCAGGGGCAUCUACAGCUGCUUCAACGGGGUGCAGAGCCUGGCCAGCCCCGCGCGCACCCCCAGCCCGGACCUCACGGCGGGCUCCGCGCAGGCCAGCGUGCUCAAGAUGCUGCAGGCGGCCCGCGACAUGGUGACCACGGCGGGCGUGAGCAGCUCCCUGGACCGCGCCACCCGCACCAUCGAGAGCUGGGGCGGCAGCCGCCGGGCGCCGCCGCCGCCCGCCUGCCCCUGCCCGCGCCCACCCAGCCCCGGGGCCUGGGCGCCUCCGGGAGGGGGCCGCCCCACGCCGCUGUGCAGGGCCCGGCGCCCCGCGACGCCCGGGCUGCCCCCGCCCGACGUCUCCCGGGCGCCCCGCCGCCGCCCACCCGCCCGGGAGGCGCCGUGGCCCGGGCCCCCGGCCGCGCCCUGCGGGCGGCGCGCGCUCCCGGAGCGCCCCCUGUCGCCCGCGCCCCGCCACUACAGCUCCUUCCCCCGGGCCGACCGGCCUCGGCGCCCCGCCCUCCCGCUCUUCCCGGAGCCCCCGGAGCCCCCGGAGCCCGACGACCUGCCGCUGCUGACGCCCCACCAGCUGGCCCGGAGGGAGGCCCUGCUGCGGGCGGCCUGGGCCCGGGGCGCCCGCCCCCGCCACGCCUCCCUGCCCAGCUCGGUGGCCGAGGCCUUCGCUCCGCCCCGCCCGCUGCCCGCCCGGUGCACCGGCCACGCGUGCGCCUGUGCCCUCGGCCCGCCGGCCUGCGGGCGCUGGGCCAGGCGGCUGCCCGCCCCCUGGGAGGCAUGGCCCGAGGGGGGCCCUGCGGGGGGGCCCUCCUGGCAGCCCCGGCGGCACGUCUGCCUGCACGCUCGUGCCCACCUGCCCUUGUGCUGGGGUGCUGUCUGCCCUCAUCGCCCACCCUGUGCCAGCCGUCGUCCCUGGCUCCCGGGGGCCUGGGGGCACCGGGCACACAGGGGCAGGACCCUGGGGCUGAGCACGGGCUGCGGGGACAGCAGGGUGCUGGAGGCGGCCGGCCGCGGGGCCUGUGCCGCUCAGAGCUUCUCGGAACCGUGCACCUGGAGGCGGCUCUCCAGCCUGGAGUCGGAAGUGUGAGGUGCCGGCCC
Perognathus longimembris pacificus (Pacific pocket mouse) is the source of this 3711-nucleotide messenger RNA. RefSeq names its product glutamate ionotropic receptor NMDA type subunit 2C (gene Grin2c). Gene Ontology annotation, molecular function: transmitter-gated monoatomic ion channel activity involved in regulation of postsynaptic membrane potential; NMDA glutamate receptor activity. Lineage: Eukaryota; Metazoa; Chordata; Mammalia; Rodentia; Heteromyidae. Gene Ontology annotation, cellular component: postsynaptic density membrane; NMDA selective glutamate receptor complex; plasma membrane. The record is from RefSeq and is a predicted model, not a curated record. Gene Ontology annotation, biological process: synaptic transmission, glutamatergic; monoatomic ion transport; long-term synaptic potentiation. The transcript has 13 exons. The coding region runs from base 47 to 3700 and encodes 1217 amino acids.